UGUACUGUUUCAAAGCCAAGUUGCUCUUCUUGUCCUGUUUCCAGUCAAUGCCGUGCAUAUUCACUUUCCCUGGAAAACAGAACCAUUUCCGUGACAGAUUAUCCUACAAAAGUGGUCAAGGCCAAGCCACGGUGCGACUUUUGUUCCGUAUGUGUUUUGGAAAUACUGAACCUGGAGAGGAACCAAUCAGGAGGUAGAUUUGUUCUUGUAAAGAGACCUGAAGAGGGUCUGCUUGCUGGUCUUUGGGAGUUCCCAUCUGUUAUAUUGGAUAAGGAAGCUGGUUUGGCAACAAGGAGGAACGCCAUCAACCUCUACCUUAAGGACGCAUUUCAAGUAGAACCCAAGAAAACAUGCACUAUAGUUUCGAGAAAAGAACUUGGAGAAUUCGUCCACAUUUUCACACACAUACGUCGAAAAGUGUAUGUGGAGCUAUUAGUUGUACAACUGACAGAUGAUCUGUUCAAAGAUCAGGCAAAUGACACUCUGACAUGGAAGUGUGUGGGCAGUGAUGCUCUUUCUACCAUGGGACUGACAUCGGCUGUUAGAAAGGUGUAUUCAAUGGUUGAAGCUCACAAGCAAGGUUCAUCUGUUGCUCCUGGCUCAUCAUAUAGAGCAGCCAUAUCGAGGAAACGAAGAAUCUCAUGAUCUUCUUCUUACACUUUUCUAUUUAUUGCUUAGCUUCUAUAUUUAUUGUUGUAGCAUUCGGAUACUAAGGUCUUGCUUAGUUUUAACCAAAAACACAUUUGAUCUUGGUUUAAAAUUGAACAAUUGGUUCUUUCUACUUAGUAAAGUGACUUGAUGAUCUCUCCAGGGGUUGAUUAUGUAAAUGGUG
This is a messenger RNA of Camelina sativa (false flax), 832 nucleotides long. NCBI's taxonomy places the organism in Eukaryota, Viridiplantae, Streptophyta, Magnoliopsida, Brassicales, Brassicaceae. The record is from RefSeq and is a predicted model, not a curated record.